Messenger RNA from Ictalurus punctatus (channel catfish), 1365 nucleotides. It is a transcript of the gene sertad2a, whose product is annotated as SERTA domain containing 2a. Gene Ontology annotation, molecular function: transcription regulator activity. Lineage: Eukaryota; Metazoa; Chordata; Actinopteri; Siluriformes; Ictaluridae. The record is from RefSeq and is a predicted model, not a curated record. Bases 153 to 926 code for a protein of 257 amino acids. The transcript is spliced from 2 exons. Gene Ontology annotation, cellular component: nucleus.
CGGUGGCUCGAGCAGUUCUCCAUCAGCGCUAAUGCGAGUGAAACACCUCUCAGAGUCGCUUCUGCUCAAACUCCACGCUCGGAGCCUCGGAGGCAUGACUCCUCCGGGGUGGGAUUAAUCCGCUCAGAGGAACUACAUGCGAUACCUGCCACAUGUCGUGUACGGGUCUGAAACGAACGCUGGAGCCGGAGGACGAGGACAAGCCCGAUACCCAGCCCAAGAUGGCGGCCGUAUGGGCCGAGUCUUCCACGCUGUACUCACGGCAGAGGCAGACGGUCUUGCAGCUCUCGCUCCAGAAACUGUGCCAUGUUCCAUCACUGGGCCGCCGUGUCCUCAUUACUAACACGCUCCGGCUCAUUCAGGAUGAGAUCGGACACCAGGGGGCGCCGCGUCCGAGCCCCCCGGCCGAGGACAUCCAGAGAUUUUCACAGCAUCAAGUGCUCGAGGUCAGUUUGACCCCGGCGUGGGUUCUAGAGCAGGACGGUGAGCCGGAUUUCUCUCCAGACUCCUCUGUUUCACCAGAGGAUGGCUUCGCCUCAACGUUGGCAGAAAUCGACGAGGCAAGCGCCUUUUCCUCACCUUCCCUCCCGGAACCAGACACAAACACAAUCGAAAAAGAAACUCCAAUGCAGACCAUCUGCCUCGAGUCUCACUUGGACUUCGUCCGGCCCACCGUAAGCCACACCCCCUCACCAACUCCACCCUUCCUCCCCGACCUCUCGCUGGAUGACUUCCUCUUCUCGGACCUUGACAACUUCCUGUGCGAGUUGAACCCUUGCACCUUGAAUCUGAGUCCCAGCCCGGGCUCACAGUCAAAGGUUGUCUCCAUGGUGACGGACGAACUCGUCCGGAGCUUGACAAACCAGCCAUUCAAAACGGACCUGAACGAACUGGAGCACAUUAUGGAGGUGCUGGUCGGAUCAUGAGACCAAUUUUUUAUUUUAUUAUUUUUUUUAAAUGACUAGAAUUAUUCACACACACACACACACACACACACACACACACACACACACACACACACACACACAUAAAUAAAUUCUGUUUUCUUUUAAAAAGAAUUGUUCAGAAUAAGUCAGGGAGUCUGAGGUUACCUUAAAUUAAACAUCUAUAAAAACACAAGGUAAAUCGCAUUACUGCAGCGUUUUAAAUUAUGGGCUGUAGCCCGACCCGGUGGCCAUGGUAAUGAUUGUAUAUUUAUUUUACGCAGUUUGCAUGUAUUUAUUCUUGCAGUCAAUACAGGGAUAUAAUAUAUGAGAUUUUUCAGCUCUAUUUUUGUUUGAACAGAUUUGAUACUUUUUAAUAGAAAUAAAAAGGUACACUAUUUUGCUACUGAAAUGAUUUUGAAAUAAAGGUGAUGGUUUUGUA